Molecule: messenger RNA, 309 nt
Organism: Entamoeba nuttalli P19
Lineage: Eukaryota; Evosea; Mastigamoebida; Endamoebidae
Exons: 1
Coding region: 1-309 (102 amino acids)
Source: RefSeq, a predicted model, not a curated record
AUGACAGAUCCUCUUAUAAAUUCACAAAUAAAUUCAAUUAGUCCAACUAUUUCACCAUCACCUAUGGUUGUUAAUCAAGAUCCAUCUAAACAAUUAGGUUCUGUUAGUGUAGAUGAUACAAGUGAUGAUUAUGUUAAUGAAACAUUUCCAUUAAUUGCACAUUGGCGUGAUUCUUUUAAUUCUAAAGAACAACACUCAAACGAAUUCUGUAUUGUAAUAUCAGUUCUUAUGACAAUGGCUGCUUUGAUUAUUUUAUUUAUUAUUUGUAUUAUUGUUAUCAUAUUAUUUGUACUGUUAAAGAGAAGAUGA